Messenger RNA from Rhodamnia argentea, 1392 nucleotides. Its product is annotated as phosphoribosylaminoimidazole-succinocarboxamide synthase, chloroplastic. Gene Ontology annotation, molecular function: phosphoribosylaminoimidazolesuccinocarboxamide synthase activity. The record is from RefSeq and is a predicted model, not a curated record. Gene Ontology annotation, cellular component: cytoplasm; chloroplast stroma. Lineage: Eukaryota; Viridiplantae; Streptophyta; Magnoliopsida; Myrtales; Myrtaceae. The transcript has 13 exons. Bases 51 to 1256 code for a protein of 401 amino acids. Gene Ontology annotation, biological process: 'de novo' IMP biosynthetic process.
AAGCCCUAGUCGCCCUCCACUGCUUCGUGUCCUUCUGUCGGAGAAACGCAAUGGCUCAGCGUUUGCCGGGCCUGAACCCCGUCAAAACCCUCACAACCUGUCAGCAUCGAACACCCAACACCCACCUUCCGCAAAACUCAGUUUCUUUCUCGAAUGCGAAACCGAAGUCUCGAAGUUUCUCUCCUCUCUGUUUAUCCGCGAUGGCAAGCCAAAGUCAGGACCAGAAGCAAUUGUCCCUCGAUGCUCUGAUCAACAGCAGCCGAAAAAGCGAGGUCUCCGAAGCUAUUAGAAGCUCGAUGUUGAAUUGCCUUUCCGAGACGAAUCUUCACUUGACGGUCCCCGGUCUCAAGUCCAAAACCAGGGGCAAGGUCAGGGACAUCUAUGAUGGGGGCGAUUAUCUUGUCCUAGUGACAACUGAUAGGCAAAGUGCAUUUGAUCGGAUACUUGCUUCCAUACCUUUUAAAGGCCAGGUCCUCAAUGAAACGAGCUUGUGGUGGUUUGAUAAAAUGAAGCACAUCACUUCGAAUGCUGUAGUAGCAUCUCCUGAUAAAAAUGUUACAAUUGCAAAGAAAUGUUCCGUCUUUCCAGUUGAAUUUGUUGUCAGAGGUUUUGUGACUGGAAGUACUGAUACGUCAUUAUGGACUGUCUACAGAAAAGGAAUCCGUAAUUAUUGCGGCAAUGCUCUUCCAGAUGACUUGCUGAAGAACCAGAGGCUGCCUGCAAAUAUAUUGACACCUACAACUAAAGCAGCAGAUCAUGAUGUACCUGUUACACCAAAGGAGAUUGUUGAAGGCGGGCUGAUGACUCAAGAUGACUAUGAUGAAGUCAGUACGAAAGCAUUGAGGUUGUUUGAGUAUGGACAGCGCGUCGCUUCAGAGCAUGGCCUCAUAUUGGUGGAUACAAAGUAUGAAUUUGGGAAGGCUGACGACGGUUCCAUUCUUUUAAUAGAUGAGGUGCAUACUCCUGACUCAAGUAGAUAUUGGAUAGCGCAGUCUUAUGAUGAACGCUUUCAAAAUGGUCUUGAGCCUGAAAAUGUCGACAAGGAGUUCUUGAGGCUAUGGUUCAAAGAUCAUUGCAAUCCUUAUGAAGAUGAGGUACUACCCGAGGCCCCAGAAGAACUUGUUGCUGAACUGGCAUGGCGAUACAUUUUCUUGUAUGAGACAAUUACAAAUUCAACGUUUGAAAUGCCGUUGACCAAGGAACCCGUUCACGAGCGGAUUUCACGAAAUGUCUCUUCGGCAUUGUUGUCUUUGUAAGGACUUGGCAAUGAUUGGGCCGGACCAACGUAGUUCUCCCCGAUGGAACUGCUACUUAAUACAACUAGUGGGCAUUGUACUCCUUAUGUAACGAUAUAGUACAGAUUUUAUUUGUGUAAUCAUUUUUGCUUUGCUU